CUCGUCUAGACAUCUCCAGUUCCCGAAUCUAAGCUUAUGGAGAGUGGCGAUCAAUCUGUGGCCGACCAUCAACCGGUCGAACGUCGCUCUGUCAGGGCUAAUCGUGCAUGCGCUUCUUGUAGAGUGCGCAAACAGCGAUGCAUUCUCUCUUCAAUGACAGGGCAAACGGCGUGCCAACGCUGCGCUCAUCACGGCAUGCCGUGCUCCUUCGAGACAGAACCAGCAGAUGCGCACCAGGAGCAGCCAGGACCAACGAAGCUAGCUCAGAUGGUGGUGCAGCUGCAGCAGAGAGUGAACCAACACGAAGCUCGCAUAGCUGAGCUUGAGCAUCUAGACGCUACUCCACACAAGUAUCCCCGACUAUCCAGUUCCUCUCUGCCAACCACCUCGCUGCCGAUCACCUCAGAUCACGAAAGCCAGUCCCCAGUGCGGAUUGAAUCUCAUCUAACUCGAGUUCCCCAAAUCUUCAAUACUUCAAUAGAGCAGCUGGAGCUGGGAGCACCUAUUGCAACAUUGAGAGCACUUGGUGCUCUGGGCGAUGCACGUGACCCGGCGAACGAAUCUACACGCAUGAAUACGAAUAGAUCGUGUUCAGAUCCCAUCGAAAGCGGCAUGUUGACUGAAACAGAGGCUUCUCGCGCGUUCAAUAUCUACUUUGAACAUUGCCACCCCUGGGCCCCAGUACUUAGCCAAAAGACACGGAGCAUGGGCAUAAGCUUGAGAGAAAAUUCUCCUACGUUGUUCCUGGCAAUCGUAGCCAUUGGCGCCAGGUUCUGGUGUGAAGACAAUACGAGCAACGAUACAAUGCGGCUUCGUUCAAUGCAUCCGCAUUAUUUCGACGUCAUAAAACUUUUGGACAGCAAUAUGUCUCGACUACUGCUCCGCCCUUGCGCCGCUUCAGCAUCAUUGAGCAAUAUUCAAUCAUUAUUGCUCUAUCUCCAAUGGAUGCCAUACGACUCAUGCCCUCUGGGACCGGGCCAUGCAAGAAGCCAGACCUUGGUUCAGACCCGCUACAAUGAAAUGAGCACAUGGGUUGUUUUUGGCCUAGCCCUUCGAUACGCUGAAUUCUGCGGCCUUGAGCAGAAGGUCUUGGGUUCUUUCCAAGAUGAUCGGAGUUUAGCCACUGCGACCUCAGAGGAUAUGGAUGCCAUGCGAGUGUGGCUGAAUCUGGUAACGUACGACUGUAACCUCACAUUGACGUCAGGUAUGCCUAGUUCACUAGACCCGCGACCAUUGAGCGCGAGAGCCUACAGGUUCUGUUCUCACCCUGCUGCUCAAAAGCCAGAUGAUGUUCGAUAUGCCUCAACGGUCGAGCUAGCUUGUAUAAUUCAGAACGUAAGAUACCAGAAAGACAAUAUAACGGACAGGAAUCAAGUCCUUGCGGUCAUCACAGAGGCGAAUGGGGAGUUUAACAAUUGGCAAAGACGAUGGUUUGAUCGGCUUGGAAACACCAAACUCCAACAAUGUCAGAUGCCAUUCACGUCAGUAAGGUGGUAUCGGCUUGCUCUCAAUAGCUCUUUAUUGCGAGCCGUCCUUUCGCAGACACAGCCCGAGUUGCUAUCCCUACCGUCCUGGGCAACUCAGCCUAUGACAGUGAGCCUUACCGCCGCAUCUCAGAUCUUCCUCUCCGUCUCCAAGUGCUCGUUUGAGUCUGUUUCGACCCUGGAGUCUUGGAGACCAUCCACCUUUCCAGAAGGUAGCCUUUUGUUGGAUCCCGAGGCCCGCAGAAGUCUUCACCACGCUGUGGAUUCCACUUGGAUAUCAUACACCUUCGCGAUCACCUUCUUGGUUCUGUGCUACUUGAGAGGACUUGUGGAUGAUGACUUGCAGCUAUGCACGUCCUCGCGAGGUCCUUCUAUUUCGGCUACUAUGUGGCCUGCAAAGCCUCGGUAUGCUUCAUUGCUUCAUAGGCUAUCGCGACUUGCUCUGGAAGUGUUCGGUGGUAGCGAGCAGGCAUCAAACUUUCGCCCAGACAAUGACUAUACCACGGUGGUGCAGAAUGCGACAUCCCUAAUUUUAGAAGCACCGACCGAUGCGGAGCCCACAUUGGUACAACCUGAGAAUAUCUCUUCCUUGCAGACGUUCUUUGAUCUCAUGGAAGACCCCACAUGGGACUGGGGCAUGUCCUUUGUAGGAGAACAGACUGAGUGGGGCACGCAAUUAUAACUUUGCAGACAAUGUCCCUUGAGCUUUUCUGAACCUCGAGAUGCUGGGCACUUGAUCAGAUCUAGGCCAUGAUAGAUGUCGAAUAAAGAGCUAAUAGCUGUUACUUAC
Paraphaeosphaeria sporulosa is the source of this 2274-nucleotide messenger RNA. RefSeq lists its product as uncharacterized. The coding region runs from base 37 to 2166 and encodes 709 amino acids. Gene Ontology annotation, cellular component: nucleus. Lineage: Eukaryota; Fungi; Ascomycota; Dothideomycetes; Pleosporales; Didymosphaeriaceae. Gene Ontology annotation, biological process: regulation of DNA-templated transcription; DNA-templated transcription. Gene Ontology annotation, molecular function: zinc ion binding; DNA-binding transcription factor activity, RNA polymerase II-specific; transcription cis-regulatory region binding. The transcript is spliced from 7 exons. The record is from RefSeq and is a predicted model, not a curated record.